CUGUUAUUCCCCACUGUUGGUGAUCACUUUGAAACUGAGCAACCCCUCUUUGCUCCAAUAGACGGAAGCAACCUCUGGCUGUAUUAUCUUCAAGUUCUUACCUCUCCCUUUCACUCAGCUCACAAGAGCAAAUUGCAUUUCUUUCAUGAUUUUCUAGCACUCUAGCUCCCUGAUUUGGUGAAAAAGGAAAAAAAAAGUAGGUGAUAAAUCUCCUUUAUGCCUGGAAGGUUAAACUAACUUCAACUCCGUUGGGGUGGGGGGAACCUUUCCAAGAAAUUUCUACAGGAACUUUGCUGAAAUCAUCAGCAAGAUGAAGAAAAGGCACAUGCUUGUGACUACCAUCUUCUUACUGCUUACCCAUGCCCCUUUACCUCUGGAUGCUAACUCUGAAGAUGAGGAAGAACAAGGGGAUGUUUUAGAGAUGUAUUUACCACCACCAAAACUUAUGCGAUCAAGUUGUGCCUACAAAGCUGAUGAAGGACCAUGUAAAGCCAUGCUAAAGAAAUUUUUCUACAAUAUUUACACUCAACGAUGUGAAGAAUUUAUAUAUGGCGGAUGUGAAGGCAAUGAAAACAGAUUUGACAGUCUGGAAGACUGCCAGAAACAGUGUUUAGCAGAAUACCCAUGGAAGACUGUAAAGACAAAAUUUCAACAAGAAAAGCCUGAAAUCUGUUUUUUGGAACAAGAUUCUGGAAUUUGUCGAGGAUUACUUCCCAGGUAUUUCUAUAAUAAUCAAUCCAAACAGUGUGAACCUUUCAAGUAUGGAGGGUGCCUAGGCAAUGCCAACAACUUCGAAUCAUUGGAAGAAUGCAGGAAUAUCUGUGAGGAUGGAUUGGUUCCCACAAAAGUAGACCAUGGUGAAAAAAUAGCUGAUCCAGCAAACAAUAUCUCCUCAACAGCCAAGCCAACUGAAGUUUGGAAACUUUUUGAAUUCUACGGCCCUUCUUGGUGUCUGACUCCUGCAGAUAGAGGACUUUGCAAGGCCAAUGAAAAAAGAUUUUAUUUUAAUUCUGCUAUUGGAAAAUGUCGUUCUUUUAACUACAGUGGAUGUGGUGGGAAUGAAAAUAAUUUCAUUUCCAAAAAAUCAUGUCUCAAGACUUGUAAGAAAGGUUUUAGUAGACGAGUUAAAGGUGGAUUAAUCAAAACCAAGAGAAAAAGAAAGAAACAACCAGUGAAGAUAAUAUAUGAAGAAAUCAUUGUUGAAAAGACAUAGCUUCCUUACAAAAUAACAUGAGAUUGAAGGCAACCCAUUAUAUGAUAUUGUGCUUGCAAAAUGCAGAAUGGAUUGCAAUUUAGACAAAUUAGAAAAAAAAUUCCUUGAUUAGACUCUAGAAAUUUAUUUUAAUCAUACUUCAAUAAAUGACUUUGUGAAAUGUAGAUUAUCUACAAAUUAUAUAAUUGUAUUUUUCAUAGUGCUUAAUUUUUUCUAACCAAUUUACAAAUCAUUACCACAUAACUCAAAAUCCUAGUAUGUGAAAUUCAAAGUGAUUUAUGUUAUAUUUUGUUAAUCCAUUUAUGUAAUGAUUUCCAGCUAAUAGACAUCAUCUUCUAAUCUCUCUCUUUUAUCCUCUAAUUGGUUAACAUUUCUGAUAUCAAGCAUAAAGAAUUAUGCUUCCUUAAGAUUAAAUUUAUCUAUUGAGCCUUUUUUUUUCCUUUGCCCUCAAGGGAUUAGCCAGCUAUCUUGUAAAUUUGAAUACAGCCAGUAGUAAUAGAUUUUACCAAAUGUACUUGUCCCUGUGUAUUUUUCAAUUUUAAUCCACUGUUAAAAAAAAAAAUCAAGAUCCAAAAUUGUCUUUAUUGAAACUAUGUCAAGGCACAGAAUUAACCUAAACAUUGUAUUUAAUGUCCAAAACUUGUAGGAAUUCACCAAACAGAACAAAUUAAUUCAAAUAGUUGAUUCCAUUCUUUAUGUCAACAAAGUCAAAGGCAAAAAAAAAACAAUUACAGAAAAAGAUGUGAGAUUUAAAAAAUUAAGAAAAUAUUAUAUUUAUACUUUUAUCUCUAUCCAAUUCAAUUUAUUUACACUAUCAAAAUCGCAUUUCCCUGUUGACAUUUACUUAUGUAGUUUUAUAGAUUAUGCAAAAAGUAUUUCAUUGUAUUUACAUUAGGUGAAAUAAUGUACAUUACAAUAAAAAGAUAUCAAUAGUGAAAAAACAAUUUCACACAUUCCUAUACCUCAUCUUUCAUUUUCACAACUCUACCUCUAUACAAAUGACUUCCAAAUCAACAUUUCUAGGAUUCAUUUCCCCCCCAAUUCUUCUCUGAAAUUUUCCAACAAGAUAACAUGUCCAGUAUGAUUAUUGCUAUUAAUUAAAUGCUUUUUUUUUUUUGACAUUUUAUCUUCUCAUUUUCCUCUAAAAAUGAUUACACAUUUUAAUUUUCUAAUUCCACAUUCAAUUGCCUUAUGUUAUUAUAAUUCUUAUAAUUACCCAAGCUUCAAACAUGAGUCAACUAUUGCUUUUUCUUCCUUUAUACUGAAUUGAUCAUCUAUUCUUGACUCUUUUUCAAUAGCAAUGUCAGUUGUGUCUGUCUUUUCUAUUUUCACUGACAGCUUAUUCAUACCUAUGAUAACUCAUUCUAACUCUCACAGCCUCAGAAUUGGUCUCCUUGAUUAGACUAUCUCUAAUAUAUUUGCAUACCACUAUCACAGAAAAAAUUCUAAAAUUCACUUUUGCCAUGUGACCCUUCUGCUCAAAAAUUUUCAGUGGAUUAUACAUAUCUCAUAUUAAAAAGGCCCAGUUUCCUAGGUCCUCCACAAUUUGCUCAAGCAGCCUUUUAAACAUUUUUUCUUACUUUUCUCUAAAUAAAUCAUCUACUCCAGUUAAGAAAUAAAUGAACAAACCUACUCUAAACAAUCCUAAAAUAAGACUUGAAUACUAUCUUUCUUUACCUUUGUUCAUAUAAUUUCUUUAAUUCAGAAUGCUGUUUCUUUUCCUUUACACUUAAUAGAAUCAUUAUCCUUUUAAGCUCAGCUCUCAAUGUUCUCCUGAGCCUUUUUGCUGGUUUGUUGACCUUAUUCAUAUAGCACUAACCAUCUAUAAUGCUCAUAUUUCACAAUAAUGUAUAUAUGUAUUUCAUAGAUACACACAUACUGCACAUGCUUCAAAACACAUACAAAUAUAGAGAAAGACAGAGAAGGUAAGAUUAGAAUUGAUACUUCUAUCAUAUUCAAUGUCUAGAAGACAUUUCCCUAUAGAUAUAUUUAAACUGAUUACAUUUCAGUUGUGAAAGAUAAUUCAUCUGUGUGAUUAUGAUGUCCUUCCUCCAAAAAAGGAAAAAUCAGCAAAUAAAAUGAUUGUUUGCCAAAGUUUUCUUUGAAACAAUUAGAAACAUUUGAAUAUUUUUUGCAGAUUUUGAACACAGUUUCAGAAUUUGAACACAUUGCCACUUACUAAUGAAAAUUAAUGACUAUACUGAGAACAAUAAAAAAAAAAAGAGAGAAAUGGAAAACAUAUUAUGCUUUACUAAUUCUCCUUCAUAAUUU
Sarcophilus harrisii (Tasmanian devil) is the source of this 3484-nucleotide messenger RNA. RefSeq names its product tissue factor pathway inhibitor (gene TFPI). Gene Ontology annotation, cellular component: extracellular region. Lineage: Eukaryota; Metazoa; Chordata; Mammalia; Dasyuromorphia; Dasyuridae. The record is from RefSeq and is a predicted model, not a curated record. Bases 311 to 1213 code for a protein of 300 amino acids. Gene Ontology annotation, molecular function: serine-type endopeptidase inhibitor activity. The transcript has 8 exons. Gene Ontology annotation, biological process: negative regulation of peptidase activity.